CGCCCUGUUGGCCGAGCCGGGUUGCGUGAAGCGGAGAGCAAGAUGGCGCCGCUCUGGGUGCAGAAGGGAGGCUCAACGAGUGCCGGGGAAAGGCUGCUCUUAGCCGCGCUGCUUUGCCUGGGCAGCCGCUUUCUCCCCACCACAGACGCCACCGGCCAGGCGGAAGGUGGCACCGCCACUCCUACGGCGCCCCACCGGCGGUUCGAGUAUAAAUACAGUUUCAAGGGACCGCACUUGGUGCAGGGGGACGGAUCGGUGCCUUUCUGGGUCCACACGGGCAAUGCGAUUCCCAGUGCUGAUCAAAUAAGAAUAACACCAUCACUAAAAAGCCAGAGGGGGUCAGUAUGGACAAAAAGUAAAUCUGUAUUUGAAUUCUGGGAGAUUGAAGUGACCUUCCGAGUGACAGGAAGAGGGCGAGUGGGAGCAGAUGGAUUGGCUGUCUGGUUUACAGAAGGGCAAGGCUUAGAUGGUCCUGUUUUUGGAGCAGCUGACAACUGGAAUGGCGUUGGCAUCUUCUUUGACUCCUUUGACAAUGAUGCAAAGAAAAAUAACCCAGCAGUGAUUAUUGUGGGAAACAAUGGCAAGCUCCAUUAUGACCACCAAAAUGAUGGCUCCACACAGGCACUGGCAUCAUGUCAAAGAGAUUUUCGGAACAAACCUUAUCCAGUGCGAGCAAAGAUCACAUACUACCAAAGGACACUUACUGUAUUGAUAAACAAUGGCUUUACUCCAGACAAAGAAGACUAUGAAUUUUGUGCCAAAGUAGAAAACAUGGUUCUACCAUCUCAUGGGUACUUUGGGAUCUCUGCAGCAACUGGUGGUCUUGCAGAUGACCACGAUGUCUUGUCUUUCCUGACGUUCCAGUUGACAGAGCCAGGCAAAGAAGCGCCUGCCCCCGAUGCAGAAAUUCCUGAACAGGACAAAGAGAAGUAUCAAGAAGAGUUUGAGCAUUUCCGACAAGAGCUGGACAAAAAGAAGGAGGAGUUUCAGAAGGAGCAUCCUGAUGUACAAGGGCAACCCACUGAAGAUCUCUUUGAGACAGUAGGUGAUCGUGAGCUGAGGCAAAUUUUCGAAGGCCAGAACCGAAUUCAUCUGGAAAUAAAACAACUCAACAGGCAGUUGGACAUGAUUCUGGAUGAGCAGAGGAGAUACGUCUCUGCAUUGACAGAAGAGAUUUCCAAAAGAGGAAGUGGUGUUGCUGGCCAGCAAGGACAGGUCUCCCAGCAAGGAAUGGACACUUUUGUGAAAACACAAGAGGAGGUCCUAAGACAAGUCAGUGAAAUGAAAAACGCCAUGGGAGAAACAUUAAGGCAGGUUAGCGGUCUGCAGCAUGCUGGUUCUGUUGGUGGAGUUUAUGAAACGACUCAACACUUCAAUGACAUCAAAGAGCACCUCCACGUCGUAAAGAGGGACAUUGAGCAUCUAGUGCAGAGGAACAUGCCAUCAAAUGAAAAGCCCAAAUGUCCAGAGUUGCCACCAUUUCCAUCCUGUUUAUCUACGACACAUUUCUUUAUAUUCGUAGCAGUCCAAACAUUAUUGUUCAUUGGUUACAUCAUGUAUAGGACUCAGCAGGAAGCAGCGGCUAAGAAGUUCUUUUGAUGGCCAGUAUCGCACACUUGGUGUCCAUACUGAGUGCAGAGCAUUACAUGAGUUGUGAAUGAGGGAACUUUAGUGUUGAAAAUGCUUCAACGUGUAAUAUUUUUGAGUUCUAACUGAGUACACUGAAUUCUGGAUUAAAAUAUUGUAAAAUUCAAAAUAAUAACUGCUCUGUCCUUGAGAUUCCCAGAGAAACUGGAUUUAGGCCCCUUACUCAGCUACUGUACUGGGUACAGUGGUGACACAGGUCUUGCCCACAGAAUAUACUGCUGUCUGAUUUUGAACAGUUGGAGUGGUUAGGAAGAUUUGCUGUUAAUAUAUUUUUUAGAUAUCUAAUGGCAGAGUUCUUAAAAUUGUAUUGUUUUCGGGAAAGAAGUUGCAAAAUCUUCACUUACAUGGUGGACAAUAUUGAGAAGAGAUAUCAUAUAGCAAGUUUGCUGUCCAAAAAUUGCAGGGGGCAAAAAAACAGCAACGGCAGUCCAGAAAUCUUUAGGAAAAGAGCUCCAUUCUCACCCGUGGGUUUUUGGGGGUUUUUUGUGGAAGAAAAAUUUACAGAAAAUCGUAGUCCUUUCCAGCAUGUUUUGAUAUAGUUCUUUGUAUUUUUGACACUGACCAUACUUUAGUAAAAGUGUUCUUUAACUUCUCUUCAGCGAAGAGAUCUUACCUUGCAUGACUUCAAAAUUCACCUGGCUUGGACAUACCACCUGGUGGUGAUCUGUGUUAAAAAUAUUCACUGAGCUUUGUUACAAACCAUGCAGAUGUUCUAGUGAACAUUUCAGUUGUCUCCCGUGUAUUAAUGUAUACAUUAAUCCAGGAGCAUACGGUGACAGCAUUUUCAUAAAUUCUCCCAAUGUUAAUCUUUUAUGUUUACUAAGCCAGUAUUCUGUAUAAAAGCCCAGAAGUAUUCUGCAUCAAGCAGCCUUUACAAUCUCGGGAAACAGAAAAUACCAAUAUACUCUCCCUUGAUUUCAUCCUGUGAACUGUCUCUCUUACUGCUGCCUUCAGUCAUUACAGUUUUAAUAUCCAGGGAAAUAGUGAAUGAUUUUGUCUCUUGAUGUGCAUAAAUUAGAGUGAAGUUUUAUUAGAUCUCUCUAAACUGGCCGUUUAUCACUGUAAUGAUUCCAUAUUUUGGAUCCCCAGAUAUUGUUGGAUUUUACCUCCCAGAGUCUCUCCAUAGCCAGGUGGUGGUGAAGGAUUUAGGGAGCUGUAGGCCAACCUUAUUUGAGGAUGCUGUUCCUUUGAAAUGGCUGGACUACCACAUUCAGUAUUACUUACCUUGCAUUGUCCAGAAUAGCUUUGAUGAACAGAUCAAAUCUAUGCAAAAAUAAUAACCUGAAUCUCAGAUAUAAGUUUUUUCGUCUUCUCUCCCCUCCACGGCAUCAAUAGCUAAAAGUUCUGAACUUUUAGAUGGUAAUAUUUUUCAUUGCAUUUGUAUCUACACCUGAUCGAAAAAUCCACUGUUCAAAAUUAACAAUCCGUAUAUCACAAAUAAGGACAACUUAGCGAGCUGCAACAUUUUAGCUAAAGAAAAUCAAGCAAAAGGGCAGUUUGCCCAGUCACACCAGCAAGUAUUUUUUUUACAGGUGCCUUGAGUAAUUUUUUUUAAGUGUUUCGAAAAUGAUGUGCUGCUCACAACGGAUUGUUAGUGUUGAACAUUGGCCUUUGGUUUCCUCUGUCAACACCAAAGAAAGUGCCACGUCUAUUGCGGAAAUAUUUUUUUUCAGUGCUUUUUAUGCUGGAAUAAUUGAUUAUAUUAGGAUGUUUUUCCUUUUGGAAUAUACUUUGGGAAAUGUGAAUCCCUUUGUAGAAUUUUUUUCUAUAUUUUGUUUCAACAUGUGAAUCCUCCCAAUUGCAAUGCUUUCAAUUUGAGAAUUAAAAUAUUGAAGCAACCAAUGGUAUUGUUACUGUAUGUUGUUUUCAGGUAGAAUAAACACAAGCUUUGAAACGUCCCAAAGACAGGAAUUAAUGCUAAAGCAGUUCUCUCCUGGAAGACUGCAGGAUUUUGGUCUCACUAAUGGAAGUGGAGAAGAGUUGAAAUAAGUCUGUUUCAAAAAGCAGCUUUCAAAUGUUGUCCCUUUUGAAGGAGGCAAUUUGAGCAAAAUGCUACUUUUCAUUAUGGUGUAUGGUCAGAUUUAAUCAUUUCAUAGGCCAGUCUCAGUAUGUUGGAUAGUUGCUGGUGAAUGGGUGCAAGGGAGGAACUUUAAUGUUCUAAAUUCCAAAUGGUUGUUUGUAAAAGCAUUUCUGAUUGCCCUUAACUGCUGCAGAUAUUAAAAGUUUACAACCUAACAUGGAAAGGAAGUGAUGUCAAAUGAGGUAUAUCAAAUCACGGUUGCAUAAUGCAGAAUUCUCAUAAUGAGCAUAUCUAUACAGAGUUCUUUAGUCCACUGUUGUGUUAUGAAAACAUCGGCAAACAGAAUUUAACUAUAUUGUCCAAUCCUGUACACGUAAAACCAAGGUGUCCCAAGAUUUGCAUCGAAAACAUAUUUGAAUAAAAACAUAUUUUUAGCAACUGUCA
This is a messenger RNA of Pogona vitticeps (central bearded dragon), 4111 nucleotides long. RefSeq names its product lectin, mannose binding 1 (gene LMAN1). Gene Ontology annotation, molecular function: D-mannose binding. Gene Ontology annotation, cellular component: endoplasmic reticulum membrane; Golgi membrane; endoplasmic reticulum-Golgi intermediate compartment. Gene Ontology annotation, biological process: endoplasmic reticulum to Golgi vesicle-mediated transport. Lineage: Eukaryota; Metazoa; Chordata; Lepidosauria; Squamata; Agamidae. The record is from RefSeq and is a predicted model, not a curated record.